This is a messenger RNA of Yamadazyma tenuis ATCC 10573, 2559 nucleotides long. The record is from RefSeq and is a predicted model, not a curated record. NCBI's taxonomy places the organism in Eukaryota, Fungi, Ascomycota, Pichiomycetes, Serinales, Debaryomycetaceae.
CCGGAGAGUGACGCCAGAACCACGGAUAGUGGUGGCAAGAUUACCCAAGUCAUGUCCACUCCACAAGACGACUACUUGCUACUAAUCGAGCCUAAUCCGGUGCUGCCGCCUGAGUAUAAUUCGUUACCUCCAGGUGGCUGUCCAAAGUUCCCCAUCUUCCACCACGAGGAUGUCCCUCAUGGACUACAUAACGGCUUGCCCGAGUACACCCCUUCUAUCUACAAAAUUGGACCCAUUUCUCGGAAGGUUGAGUGGAUUAGUCCGUAUGAGGCGUCUACCAGCCGGUCCUGGAAAAACUAUAUCAUCGAAUUAAACUCCACCCAGUUAAACCUUUAUUCGGUUCCCAGUAACCUCGAGUCCCACAUGUUGGGAUUCCAGAUUGAUGAUUAUGGCAGUCAUCCUCCAGUAAAAGUUUCUCAGGAUGAUGAUUUCUACGCAUUAAACUCGACCUUAUCCAACAGAUACGACUAUGAAUUCUUCAACUACUGUAAGCGGAUGAAGGCUGUGAAGAAAUUGGUCAGGUCUUAUUCUUUACAGCACUGUCGGAUUGGAUUGGCAUCCGAUUAUAAAAAAAAAACCAACGUCUUGAGGGUCAGAAUUGAAAGCGAACAGAUUUUAUUGGCAUUCCAAAACACAAAAGACUUAAUAGACUGGAACUUGGCCUUGAACAUCGGUAAGGAUUUGGCUCUUGAUCUUAUUGAUAGAGAACUCCCCAAGUAUAGAACGGUUCCAAGACGGAGAAGAAGAAGAGCUGAUGGACUUUCAGAACCUUUGUUUGUGAACUACGACAGUGUCGCAUCCACUUACAAUAGAUCCAGGUCUCACUCAGAACCCACCAACUUGAUCAACAAAAUGUCGCGUUUAAAGCUUCGUUUGAGAAGAGACCUGUCUGUGAACCUUAGCACUCUGACCGUCAAUUCUUCUGCAUCGUCAAUCUUGGCCAAUUCCAAUUCUAAUUCGGUGCUUUCAAUGAACACUUUAAGUUCGGUUCCUCAACUGGAUUUGACAUCAAUCGAACCUUCAAGUAUUGAACCUUCAGGAAUAGAAGACAAUGAUAAUGACGAUGACUUAAGUGACUACAACUCCGACUACGAUGAUGACUUUGACAAUGAUAAUGAUGACUCUGAACUUGAAAGACCCAGAGCCAUGAAACCUAGAGUCUCCAAGUCAAAGUCUGAGGAAAAGAGGUGGUCUCCUAAUCCUGAGAAUCAAACUAUUCGAAAGUACUAUAAGAACAGCUUGAGGUGUAUCAAGCCUUUGAACUUUGAUGAUACCUGGACUAACUUAUAUGUAUAUUUACAAUCGUUUUCUAUUCAACUGUUUGAGUCUCCUUUCAAAGCUUAUCACUACCAAUCGGCUAACCUCAUUGGUGAAAAGCUGGCUUAAUUGGUUAUAAAUAAAGCUCUUGAAUUCGUAGUUCAAGUCCAUGGUAACAUUGCACUCUAGCUUUUUGGUGAACUUAUUUUUCACUGAUUCAAAGGUCCACGUACAUUGUAAAUAAUUGAACUGCCCCGUAUGACAUUUGCUGAUGAUGGUACUAGGCGUGAAGUCCAAUUGGCAUUCAACUUUUUCGGUAAACGUUUGGAAUUUUAAGGUGUAAUAUCCCGUACCAUGACCCUUGGAGACCUUUGGAUCUGGAUAUUGAUAGUCAUGGCCUGACUCUAUUACGUAUGGUACAAAAUGCUUGUAAUCCUUGACAUCUAGGACUAUAUCAUAAAUCUGCUGGGGAGCACAGUCAAGACGCUUUGUGUAUCUAUAGCUAAGGAAUCUGGCUCUUGUGGAUAUCUCAAGAGAGCGAAUAGCAGCAGGUGUAUAGAAACUAGUGGGAAAGUACUGUAUGCAAUGUCGUAUAGAAGUUAGAUUCCUCAUAGCGAAUUUUCAAUUUAACCAACUCGCUCAUAUGUUGCUAAUUCAAUGAAAUCCGCAAAAGCCAUCCCCGACCAACCAAAUAAUGGUUUCAAGAGAACACCUACACAAAAUGACACGAUAGCUUCUAGCUUUACAGGUCGUAUAUAUUAAAUAUGAUGUACAGAUUUAUUCAGCUCUAACAUAGAUGGAUUGUUUAGAGUGCUUGGAAACUGGACGGAUAACACCUUCGCUUUCCAAUUGUCUGAUGGCAACUCUGGCAAUAGAACCACCAAUCUUCAAUCUGUCGACCAAAACGGAAACGGAAAUGAACUUGUAAGUUGGGACAUCCUUGAUGAUCUUGUCGUAUUUUUCCUGGUCCAAGAUGACAAUGUGCUGAGCCUUGUCCUUAACUUUACCCUUGCUCCACUUUUUCUUACCUUUCUUACCACCGGCUAAGGCAGCAGCGGCUUUAGCUGCUUUGGUUUGUUGAACUUUUGGAGCCAUUUUAUGGGGUGAUGAUUCACUGUAUCUGUAACUAUGCUUGUUGGGUCUGAAAAUUUUUACACCAUAGAUGUGGAUAUGGAUAAUCAACCAGGUUCACAGAUGGAAUCAGAAUCGAUCUAACUGUCUAUAUUCACCUUACUUGCACUUCAAAAUCUCUAGUCAUAUUGGGCAUUCAUUACAUACUUUGAAUAACUUCUAUGUCCUAUA